This is a messenger RNA of Theileria equi strain WA, 831 nucleotides long. RefSeq names its product signal peptide containing protein. The record is from RefSeq and is a predicted model, not a curated record. Bases 1 to 831 code for a protein of 276 amino acids. The transcript has a single exon. NCBI's taxonomy places the organism in Eukaryota, Apicomplexa, Aconoidasida, Piroplasmida, Theileriidae.
AUGACGCUAUUGAAGCGAGUUCUCAUCCUACUUCUCAUCCUGAUUGGUCUCGCGGCGAUCAUUGUCCCAGUUGUCAUUUUAUCUCUUGGGAACAAGUUUGAGCGAAAGAGCUCCAGGGAAACAAUAGAUCUCGACCUUUCUGGAAAAGUUCCAGAGGGCAUAAGGGUGGGAAGGUACAAUUCGCUCUAUGACGCCAUUCAGUACAGCGUGGACGAAGCAUUUGAAGACUACUACAGGAUCGGUAAUGUUAGGGAUGGAAGGGAGAUUGUCGUGAUUGACAGAGUUGGAGACGCCGACAAGACUGUAAUUUUCAUAAAAUACGAUGACGGAACGAGGUACAUUUUGGUCUACAUUGUGGAUUUGGCCAACGCCUACGGCGAUGAAGAUGACGACCAGAAUGCACAAGAGAGGGAUAAUGAGACAUGCCGUCUGAAUAGAAUCAGCUUGGAGUUUAUCAAAAAGAAGGACGAGCCAUGCUACUCGAGAAUAGAGAGGGAGCCCAUUCUGCUGGAUCUCACGGAAGAGGUACCCUCGUACAUAAACCUAUUCCAGAUGGACUCUCAAAACUACAUUUACACCAUCGAGUUCUGCGACUCCUUCAGUUUGUACAUUGGGACCGUAAAGUACGGAGAGAACCUCGUGGAAGAGAAUGAAGGAGACAUCAUACAAAAGGCAGUAAUCGUCGACAAGAACGGGGUAUACCCCAAAAUAAAAACCAUUACAUAUCAAACAGAUGGCAUGCAACUAGAGAGGAAAUACGAGUUUAUAGACGAAGAAUUCAAAAGGGUAGAUGAACAGAUCAAGGACUUUGUGUUUACUGGACUCUUUUGA